Molecule: messenger RNA, 663 nt
Organism: Paramecium tetraurelia
Lineage: Eukaryota; Ciliophora; Oligohymenophorea; Peniculida; Parameciidae
Exons: 3
Source: RefSeq, a predicted model, not a curated record
AUGAGCACAAAAAUUGAGGGGUCUGAAUAAUUUUAUUCGGAGUUAACUGAAUAAGGAGAUGAUUCCAACAUACUAAUAAGUAACCAAGACCCGAUUACAUUGUAUAAUAAAUUUAUCAAAGUAUAUAACUUAGAUGAUAAUAAAGUUAAUGGAAUAACUUUAAAUUACAUGAUAUCAAGUAAAGUGGUUUAAUUCAUUCAUAACUAUUUAAGGAAUUAUUUGGGAAUAGCUGUCUUUUUAUUAAUUCUGAUUCUACUUCCUUUUAUCAAUCUAUUAUUUUACAUCUUGCUUUUAGUGGCUUGGAUUAAACUAACAUAGAAUUAUGCAAUAUUUCAAUAGAAUAUAGGACAGGUCAUGGAUCCCUUUGCAAAUAUGAUUGAAAAUUAAGACCUUUGUGAAAUGAUGAAAAAGAAUUAUGUUAUCUUCAAUAUGGAGCUCAAGGAAAACGAAGGCUUACACUUCUCUACCAAGGUUAAGGAAAUGAUUAAAAAUAGAUCGAAUGGAAACAAUAAAAUUAAAUAUACAAUCUAUAAUUAAACAUUAAAGGAAUAAUUUUAUGGAUAUCCAAAUUCAAGAAUAACAUAUCUAAAAUGGAUCUUAGUCUCAACUGUAAUCGUAAUAAUUUAAAUAACAUUAAUGAUCAUAUAUAUUUCGAAGAUUUGA